AUGGCUGCUCCGGGCCCCAGUGCGGCGAAGGAGUCCGAGGAAGGGGACACGUAUGAGGCACCCCCCUGUGAGAGCCAGGCCUGGAAGGUGGCUCCAGCCAAGAGGCAGGAGGACACGGACGGCACCUACCUUGAUCACACCACUGCCCGGCGCUGCUCAGAGCCCUUCGCCCUCCUGCCGGCCAAGUUCCUGUCAAAGCUCAGCCUGGUGCCUGGCACAGAGCCUGGCAAUGGAGAGGAGAUGCCCCAGGGCCUGGCCUGCGGGAAAGGUCAGGACAGAACCCGGGCGAAGCUCCCCCCAGCUCCCGGCCCGAGGUCCCUGUCGUCGCCUGCUGGCCCCGCUGCACCCCGGCAUCCCGGACCAACCUCGUCGGACGACAAGGAGGGACCACCAGAGGAGGAGAUUUACCUGGUGUGUGAGCCGACGAGCCCACCUCACGGCAGGACGACUCGCGCCCUGAGGCCCCAGCUCGGCCAGGUGCCCCCGCCAUGGCUCCCAAAGCUGUCCAAGCCGAAGAUAGCCCUGCCGGGGGCCCACCACAGCCUGGCUGAUUCCUCCCCCGAAGCCUCGAGCAAAGCUCCAGCCUGGCCCAGGGGCAGUGGCUCCCCGGUGGAGGAUCCUGGCAUGCAGGACCAGGCCUGGUACGCAGGGAGCUGUGACCGGCACGUGGCAGAGAGCGUCCUGCAGGGGGUCAAUAAGGACAGCGCGUUCAUGGUGCGCCAGAGCUCCGGGCAGGGCUGGAACCAGCCAUUCACCUUGGCCGUGCUGUACAAGGGCCAUGUCUACAACAUCCCCAUCCGCUACGUGGAGAGCAGCCACCAGUACGUGCUGGGCAAAGAUGGGAAGAGCCACGAGGAGCGGUUCGACAGUGUGGCCGGCAUCAUCCAGCACUACCGCGAGCACCCCUUGGUGCUGAUCGAGGGCAGCUCCGCCUCCAGGGCACACACCUGCCUGCUCUUCCCCGUCAAGCCCUGA
Molecule: messenger RNA, 975 nt
Organism: Gopherus flavomarginatus (Mexican gopher tortoise)
Lineage: Eukaryota; Metazoa; Chordata; Testudines; Testudinidae
Gene: SH2D6
Product: SH2 domain containing 6
Exons: 14
Coding region: 1-975 (324 amino acids)
Biological process (GO): intracellular signal transduction; cell surface receptor protein tyrosine kinase signaling pathway
Cellular component (GO): cytoplasm
Source: RefSeq, a predicted model, not a curated record